Molecule: messenger RNA, 1319 nt
Organism: Effrenium voratum
Lineage: Eukaryota; Dinophyceae; Suessiales; Symbiodiniaceae
Source: the annotation of a GenBank genome assembly
CAAGGCUCCGGGAUCGGACCGGGACACGGCACAUGCUCUUUGUACACAGGGCACCUGUCACGAAGCGCCAGUGAGGUCAGCGAUCCUGGGACCGCGAGGGGCAUAAGAACCCUUGCGAGAUGGCCGGCCGGGAUGUGAGGCAGGGCUGGCUGAGCAACGGACUCUUCACCUCAUGGGCGGAAGAGUUGGCAGCAGUCAUCAUGGGUGAGGCUCCCAAGGCAAAGAAGCAGCCCUCCAAGCGCAGUAAGCGGCACGCGGACGAGGCUGCCGAGAUUGUGGCCAACUUUUGCGAGGAGUUUCCUCCUGCACGCGUGGAGCCCACCAGAGAUGAGAUCGCAAACUUGUGGGAGAGGUGUUAUGGCUUCAAGUCCGUGCACCUUGCUGCCGCCAUCAACGAGCAGCUAAGCCUGCAGAGUGGCGAGAGUUGGCAGCCUCGCCUGCGGGCGCUUUGCUUGCUGGAGCAGUGCUUCGAAACAAGCCUUGCGCCGCGGCUAGUGGCCAUGCGCGUCUUUGAGGAGUCAGGGGAGGUCUUGAAUUAUUUGGCAAACCAAGUGCCUCAGUGUUCCGAGCAAGCGCGGAAGAUCUUGCGACUGUGCACCACGCCAGCGCCACUUCCAUCUGCCAUCACAGUGCCAGCAGCCAAGCCGCCACCACCGCCACAGCCCUCGGGGCCCUCGGGGCCCUCGGGGCCCUCGGGGCCCUCGGGGCCCUCGGGGCCCUCGGACGCAAACCGCACCAAGAGUACGGGGCUGGUGAACGCCCGAGGCCGGCGCAAGAAAAACCCAGAGCGCCAGGCAUUGUUGAGCGAUGUGGAUGAGUCUGCUGAACCAACGGAGUGGAAGCCCCUCGAGCCGCUCAAGGACCUGGAGACGGAGACUACUGCCAGCAGUGACGAUGAUGCCAAGAAACAGCUGAAGGAGGAGCCUUUUGACCCGAACAUGCCUCUUCCUGACAGGGAUUCAUGUCGGUGCUCAUGCCGUUCUCCUAUUCUUCACGUGGUCGUUGGAUCUGAGAUGGCAAGUCCCAAGGCGAUAUUUCAAUCUGGAGAUGCCGUUGAGGAGGGAGCCUUCGCACAGCCUUCUUCAAAGGCGGCGAAAGUCGAGGCCACAGAGCCCAAGCUGCCGCCACCACUUUGAGGAUGGAGCGUAGAAUGAGGUGACCGAAUUCGACAUCACAGGUUGCACCAAGCUUCCGGGAGUGACCUUCCCUUGCACGUUAAUUCAGGCAGUUGGUUUGCAUGGCAGGCGAAGCCAGGUGUGCUGCUCAGCCUGCCUGCAAGCAAAACCAGCCAAUGACAGAAUGCCUUCCUUGGAUGCCCU